Molecule: messenger RNA, 2253 nt
Organism: Penicillium longicatenatum
Lineage: Eukaryota; Fungi; Ascomycota; Eurotiomycetes; Eurotiales; Aspergillaceae
Product: alpha-N-acetylglucosaminidase
Exons: 3
Coding region: 1-2253 (750 amino acids)
Source: RefSeq, a predicted model, not a curated record
AUGUUGUGGACAAAGUUGUUGAUUGGGCUCUUUGCCGCGUCAGGGGUAGCUCAGUCCACCGACGGUCUCUAUGAUCUGGUUAAGCGGAGAUUGCCGAACCACGUUGAUAAUUUUCGCUUUAGUCUGGUUUCCAAUAUCACUGAAGGCAAUGGCGGUUAUGAUCAAUUUAUGGUUCAGGAAGCUCCGAAUGGCAAGGUAAUCGUGCAGGGAACAUCUCUUAGUGCGCUGUCGUCAGGUCUCCAUCGUUAUUUGACCGAUAUCGCCCAUGUCGACAUAUACUGGUUCAUUGGCAGCCAGCUGGAUCAGGCACCUGCUAAUCUUCCUCGUCUCCGCGCUCCAAUUGUCGGCGCGAGUACUGUUCCCUGGAGAUACCACUUCAAUACAGUCACCUUUUCUUAUACCACUGCUUACUGGUCAUGGGAGGACUGGGAGACUGAGCUAGACUGGAUGGCCCUGCGUGGCAUCAAUCUCCCUCUUGCGUGGGUCGGCGCCGAGAAGAUCAUGGUAGAGGUAUUCCGAGAAGUCGGACUCACCGACGCAGAGAUUGCAACUUUCCUCAGCGGGCCAGCUUUCCAAGCCUGGAACAGAUUCGGAAAUAUCCAAGGCUCUUGGGGUGGCGACUUGCCCUCGGCAUGGAUCGACGGACAAUUCGCUCUUCAGAAGAAAAUUGUACGUCGCAUGGUCGAGUUAGGAAUGACCCCUGUGCUCCCUGCAUUUACCGGUUUCGUUCCCGACAAUUUCACCCGCGUAUAUCCAAAUGCGAGUGUUGUCCGUUCAUCAUCUUGGAAUGGGUUCCAGACCCAAUACACCAAUGAUUCAUUCCUUGAGCCGUUUGAUGAUCACUUUGCGCCACUACAAACUAGUUUCCUUCAAAAGCAACAAGCAGCUUAUGGUAACGUGACUCACGUUUAUACUUUGGAUCAGUAUAAUGAAAUGAAUCCUUACUCAGGAGACUUGGAUUAUCUCCGCAACGUUACCAGCACUACUUGGCAGAGUCUCAAGAAUGUUGACCCUGACGCGAUUUGGAUGAUGCAGGGCUGGUUGUUUUACAGCUCGGAGGACUUUUGGACUGAUGAGCGGGUGGAGGCUUAUCUUUCUGGUGUUGAAGACGACAACGAUAUGUUGAUUCUCGAUCUUUUCUCCGAGUCCGCGCCUCAAUGGCGUCGCACAGACUCCUAUUAUGGCAAGCCGUGGAUCUGGUGUCAACUGCACGACUACGGUGGCAACAUGGGCCUUUACGGUCAGAUCUCGAACAUUACUCAGAACGCGUCACAGGCGCUGACCGAGUCUUCUUCUAUGGUCGGAUAUGGACUCAGUCCUGAAGGUCAAGAAGGCAAUGAGAUCGUUUAUGAUUUGCUCUUGGACCAGGCUUGGUCCUCAACUCCGAUCAACACACAGAAAUACUUCCACAACUGGGUGACUAGCCGGUACUCCGGCUCUGGGUCUAUUUCCCAGGGGCUGUAUGAUGCAUGGGAAACUAUGCGAAAGCCCGUCUAUGACAACACCGAUCUCGACGACAUUGUCUCUGUGGUCAAAUCUAUUUUCGAGCUUAAGCCAGCUAUUCAGGGUCUUGUCAACAAGACUGGUCACCAUGGCACAAUGCUUACCUACGACCCAUCGGUGGUCGCACAGGCAUGGCAAUCUAUGUAUCACGCUGCUAAUAGUGAGCCAAAACUGUGGAGCAACCCGGCCUACCAGCAUGAUAUGGUCGAUGUAACUCGCCAGGUGAUGGCCAACGCCUUCAUCUCACUGUAUAACAAUCUGAUCUCGAGCUGGAAUUCAUCUAAUCCGAACAGCACAACACUGUCGCACGAAGGAGAGAAGUUGAUCCAGCUUUUGACUGACCUUGACUCUGUCCUUUCGACCAAUGAGAACUUCCGACUUUCAACAUGGAUUAAAUCCGCUCGAGCCUGGGCUCAUGGCGACAAAAGUCAAGCUUCAUUCUACGAGUACGACGCUCGUAAUCAAAUCACUCUGUGGGGUCCCCGCGGGGAAAUCACUGACUACGCCUCAAAACAAUGGGGCGGUCUUGUGUUGUCGUACUAUGUCCCUCGAUGGAAGAUUUUUGUGGAAUAUUUACAGUCAACCACUGUGUCGGCAUACAAUGCUACAGCUUUGGGGGAUCAAUUGCUAGAUUUUGAACUUGGAUGGCAAGACCAGACGUGGUCGGACGAAUCUUCCGAGAACACAGCUGACCUAAAGAAGGUGCUGACACAAGUGCAUCAACGGUGGCAAACUGUUUUUGCUGCGUGA